Blepharisma stoltei is the source of this 471-nucleotide messenger RNA. The record is from the annotation of a GenBank genome assembly. NCBI's taxonomy places the organism in Eukaryota, Ciliophora, Heterotrichea, Heterotrichida, Blepharismidae.
AUGGGCCGAUCAAACCCUUCAAUUUUAAAGAUCGAACAAUGAAAUCCAGGAAAGGUGCUUUUUAAAUCAAGGCACAUUAAAUCAAAAGACAAAUUCUUUAUAAAAUAUAAGAAACCCAUUAAACGUCAAAACAGCUCCAAAAAGAACAGAAUCGACUCGGUGAAGCCUGCAAUAAUAAUUAAAUCAGCAAAUAGUAAUCCAUGUCUCCAAAAUAACGGUAAUCUUGUAUUCUCUUACUGGUUUAGCAUUGUUAAGAUAGAUCUAAAAACCAUGAAAACUACUCACAAAAAUUUCCCUCAACGUCCAGAAUUCGACAAAAGUAUAUCUAUAUGUGCAAUUCCCAAUAAUAAUUUUUUUGCAUUGAUUUCGGGAAUAGCUUGGCAUUUAUUAUUGAUAAAAGCCUCGAAAUCUCAGAAAUCAAACGUAUCAAGCCAAGAAAAUACGGUAGUAUGAUAUAUCUUGAUGGGCUAA